UUUCCCAUUUUCGGGCUUUUAGUAACACCGUGCAAAUCCUCUGCCGUGACGUUUUCAACACGUGACUGCCCACUCUCUUUCCUUUUUGCUGUGGCUGAUUGAGAGAGAUCAAGAGAAUAAAAAUAAGGAGCAACAAUGGGUAAAGAAAAGGUGCACAUCAACAUUGUCGUCAUUGGUCAUGUCGACUCUGGAAAAUCAACUUCCACAGGCCAUCUCAUCUACAAGUGUGGUGGUAUUGACCAGAGAACUAUUGCAAAGUUUGAAAAGGAAGCAUCUGAGAUGGGAAAAGGUUCCUUCAAGUAUGCCUGGGUGUUGGACAAACUGAAGGCUGAACGUGAACGUGGUAUUACCAUUGAUAUUGCACUGUGGAAGUUUGAAACCACUAAAUACUUCAUCACCAUUAUUGAUGCUCCUGGCCACAGAGAUUUCAUCAAGAACAUGAUCACAGGAACAUCACAGGCUGAUUGUGCCGUGUUGAUCAUCGCAGCCGGUACAGGAGAAUUUGAAGCAGGUAUCUCUCCCAACGGACAAACUCGUGAGCACGCUCUGUUGGCUUUCACCUUGGGUGUGAAACAGCUUAUUGUUGGUGUCAACAAAAUGGACAGCACUGAGCCAGCAUACAGUGAGAAACGUUUCGCAGAAAUCAAGGGUGAGGUAGAGAAGUACAUUAAGAAGAUCGGAUACAAUCCAAAGGCUGUGCCAUUUGUGCCAAUUUCUGGAUGGCAUGGAGACAACAUGAUUGAACCUUCAGACAAAAUGUCCUGGUACUCUGGUUGGGAUAUUGAAAGGAAGGAGGGAAAUGCUAAAGGAAAAACUCUGAUGGAGGCUUUGGAUGCCAUCCUGCCACCAAAGAGGCCUACAGAUUUGGCCCUUCGUCUUCCACUCCAGGAUGUAUACAAGAUUGGAGGUAUUGGAACUGUGCCAGUUGGUCGAGUGGAAACUGGUAUUUUGAAACCAGGAAUGGUUGUCACUUUUGCUCCACCCAACAUCACCACUGAGGUCAAAUCUGUUGAAAUGCACCAUGAAUCCCUCCCAGAAGCUCUGCCAGGUGACAAUGUUGGUUUCAACAUUAAGAAUGUCUCUGUCAAGGAAAUCCGUCGUGGAAAUGUUUGUGGAGACAGCAAGAAUGAUCCACCCAAGGGUGCCAAGAACUUCCUCGCCCAGGUCAUUAUCCUGAACCACCCAGGUGAGAUUAAGAACGGAUAUGCACCAGUCCUUGAUUGUCACACUGCUCACAUUGCCUGCAAAUUUGUUGAAAUCAGAGAGAAAUGCGAUCGUCGUAGUGGAAAAGUUCUAGAAGAGGCCCCCAAAAUGAUCAAGAGCGGAGAUGCUGCUAUGGUCCUUAUGAUUCCCAGCAAACCAAUGUGUGUUGAGCCAUUCUCCAAGUACGCACCUUUGGGACGUUUUGCUGUACGUGACAUGAGGCAGACCGUUGCUGUCGGUGUCAUCAAGGAGGUCGAGAAGCAGGAGGCUGCUCAAGGCAAAGUGACCAAAGCUGCACAAAAAGCCGGUGGAAAGAAGUGAAAUUUGCUGAACUUAGGAACCUUAAGAUCCCAUCAGCUUCUAUUUAAUUCAAAUUUAAAGAGAAAUGACAAAAUCAUGCCACUAUUUAAUUUUGAAAGACCAAAGCAGGUCAUUUAUUGGACAGUCUGUUUUUUGAUGAAAAAUAUACAUCGCAAGGAAGUACGACGGAAAGAACAAUUUUGUUGUAGUAACAGAAUUCAUUAAUUAUGUCAAAUAAAAAUUGGAUAUUUUA
Molecule: messenger RNA, 1756 nt
Organism: Saccostrea echinata
Lineage: Eukaryota; Metazoa; Mollusca; Bivalvia; Ostreida; Ostreidae
Product: elongation factor 1-alpha
Exons: 7
Coding region: 136-1524 (462 amino acids)
Biological process (GO): translational elongation; translation
Molecular function (GO): GTP binding; translation elongation factor activity; GTPase activity
Source: RefSeq, a predicted model, not a curated record